Messenger RNA from Sphenostylis stenocarpa, 282 nucleotides. The record is from the annotation of a GenBank genome assembly. NCBI's taxonomy places the organism in Eukaryota, Viridiplantae, Streptophyta, Magnoliopsida, Fabales, Fabaceae.
AUGGACACUAAGAUUAUAGAGGAUUCAGAGUCUGCAGAGGACAUGACAACUGGUAAAAUGUGUGAUUAUGAACAAGUUGUGCUAGAUAGCGAGGAUGAAGAAAUGAACGAUGGACAUGUUGGCAAGGGAUUUGUUGAUGAUGAAAGUAGUCCACCAGUUAAAAUUCCUUCGACGCUCUUCCAGAAAAGGCUGCCCAAGCCACAUUGUAAGCAAGUAGAAGCAAAUGCCUCCACUUUUGGGAACUCCGCUGCUGCAAUUGUUUAUGGAGCACUUGAUGAUUAA